CAACUCUGAAAUGGAAGGAGACAUUCGUAGUUUUAUUCCUGUUUGUAUCUGUAACUUCUAAGUAGAACUUGAACAAACUUUUUUUCCCCAUUUUUGUUUUGUUUUCACUGAUUCCUCCACCUUUGCUUCUUAUUUUUAUUGUGAUUCUAAAAUGUAGAAAUUAUGACACACAGCAGCUGUAAAACUAGAGAGACUGUUGGCCAUGUGGGCUUGCUUUAGAUUUACACUAGGUUGAUUGCUGGUUUGGUCCUGGAGUAUAUUAACUAGAUUCACACCAUUAGGAUGAUGCAAAUGGCAGUGGGUGGGUAGACCAAACCAGUGAGUUUGUUUGAAUGUCUAGCAGCAGAAAUACCCAGUGGGAUUGUGAUUAACUGAGGGAGAAUGCUGCUUUAUAUUUUCCAAUAGUUUUGGGGAAUCAGGAAUGGAGAAUUCAUCAUGUGCUCCAUCACUGAAGGCAGCUUACACCUGCAAAGUGUGUUCUAUUCAGCCAGAUUGUGCAGCAGUGGCAUUUCCUACAAAUAUCGACUAACCUCUUUUUCAUGUUGUGUUGUUGUAACUAAGAGCGGAAUCUGUAUUAGUGUGAACAGCAUCUCCUGUUAUAAGCCAAGAGUAAAAAAGAAGUGGAAGCUAAAGUGGGUAGAAAGGAAAAUUAUGAUUAUAUUAGAGGUUGAACUAAUAAUUUAUAAAAAUCUCAUAUCUGACAAGUACCUGUCUGCACUUUUGCUCCUUGCUGGGUUUUGUGCUGCAUAUUAUGGUCUAAUUCCUGUUCAGCCAACAUCUGUCAGGCGGAAUAAUUUCAAGCAUUAAUCCUUACAGGAAUUAACUAGCUUGUUAGUGAUGACCUGAGCUAGAUAGUUUCUGGGGAUUAUUGCUAUUUAAAUCUUACCUACCUUUCAAACAGUAAUAAUAUACUGGGCUGGUGUUUUAUCUUCUUUUUCUGGGGUGAUAUGUCUUUAGACUGCCACCCCCUCUAUCACUUCUACCACGCGGUAGGAGGCAGAGAGGAAAUCCUGUGCUGCCUCCGCCAUGAGUAAAGAGGAAGCUGCUAGUUUCUCUUUGUACCAGUCUGGCUCGUGCUGCUAGCCAUGCUGACCUGCUGUCGUAACUAAUGCCCAGUGGAGGCCAAGCUGGAUUGUGCUUGUCGUGCUGGAAACCCAUUUGGGAACUUUGAUGAAAUCACCACAGACUUUCACCUACCUGUUUUUGCAGAAUUCCCAGGAUUUUGCUUCUUCAAAUGCAAUGACUCAGCAGCUACAGGAUGAAUUUGACAGUAGUGUGGAGAAUGCAGAAGCAUGGAUGAAGGCCAUCCAAGAGAGACUGAGUAUCAAUGACAACACCAAGGGACCUCGAUCUGCCCUAGAAGCCAGACUGAGAGAGACUGAGAAAAUACGUGCACUGGAACCUGAAGGCAGCUUGAAAAUUGACUUGAUUCUUGUGAAGGCAGAUGCUGCCCUUCGCAGCAUCAGUGAGGAUAAGAAGCAUGAGAUACUGUCUAAACUGAAAGACAUUAAAGCCUUGUGGGAAGAGACAGCCAUAUACAUUACUCACUGUCACAGCCGUAUUGAGUGGGUGUGGCUGCACUGGAAUGAAUACCUGAAAGCCCAAGAUGAGUUUUACACAUGGAUUCACAACAUGAGUGUGACCUUGGAGCCUGACAUUGAGUUGCAGCUUGGCUUAAAGGAGAAGCAGUGGCAGCUGAGCCACGCUCAGGUUCUGCUGAAUGAUGUCUUAAAUCAGUCAGUCCUGCUGGAAAGACUGCUAGAGGAAGCUGCUUCCUUGUUCAGCAGGAUAGGUGACUCCAGCGUUGAUGAGGAUGUUCAGAAGAAAAUGAAGGUGGAAUAUGAAAAAAUCAGGGAGCAAGCUGAGAACAGAGUGAACCUGCUUAAAAAGAUAACCAAGGAACAUGAGCAGUACAGCGCUAAUGUCAACCGGUUUCAAUCAUGGCUGAAUGGUGUGACGGAAAGAUUAAACUCCUGCAUUGGAGAAGCAACCGAGUAUUCGGCAGAGGACAAGUUAAAAGCACUGAAGGAAAUUGCCAAAAACAUUAGGAGUGGUGGAAAGAAAUUAGACCAACUUGAAAAUGAGUGUGCAAAUGUGAUUGAGAAUACCUCCCCACUUGGAGCUGACAGAAUGAAGGAUGAACUUGAAAUGCUGAGAAAAGCCUUGGAGAAGUUGAAAGUGCUGCAUAGUGAGGAGGAGGAGAGAUUGCUUAAGAUCCAGGAGUCAGAAAGUGCCUAUGAGUCCAAAGCCAGACAGUUAGAAGCAGACAUCAAGGUGUUGAGAAAAUAUUUACAGAAAUUAGAAAAUCACCUAGAGCCUGGGGAAGGGGAAAAGACUGAAGAUGAGUUUGUAACCCUGUGGAGAAAAUGCAACGCAACAAGAGCAGCUCUGGCUGCAGAAGAGUCCAAUGUCGAGAGACUGAAGGCUCAGCUUAAGGAACUGCUACGGUUUUCCCAAGAUGUGCAGCCACACACUGAGAGUGUUGUCUCUGCAAUACAGCAGUAUCAAAGUGUUAGAGGCAAGACAUCUAAAAUGAGCACUGAUACAGAAACUGAACUGAGAAGACUCUUCCAAAAUCCCCUGCUAGACUUUGAACGGUGGAAGCCAUCAGUCCAAAUGCUCCUGGAGACUCCAGAGCCAGCACUGGCUCGCAUUGAGGCUGCUCUAGCUGAAAGCUCCCGCUUCAAAGAGAAGUUCAUGAUAUUACAGCUGAAGACGGAUUUGCUAAACAAUGUCCUUGGUGAGGAAAAAGCAAAGACUUUCCUGCAAGAAGUAGCUGAAGCUUCAAAGAAGAGAGAAAUUAUACAUGAAAGUCUGAUGCAGAGCAAGAGGACAAUCCAGCACUUUGAUGCUGGUUUCGCACCUUUGCAGAAGAAAUUAUCUGCCAUUAGAGCUAAGUUGGAUCUAGAGAAGGAACUGAAACCUGACCUCCUGGGUAAAAAGACACAACUCCAGAGACUUCAGAUGAUCCAGGAUGACUUGGCAGAGCUUGUGGCACAAAUGGAGGAGGUAGAGAAGCUUGUUCAGUCAAAUACCACCCACAAGCAUGAAAUGAACCAACUUUCGUCUGACUCUCAGGCCCUGAAGAUAGCACUGAAGAUGAUGAUACAACAGAGUGAAGAGCGCAUUCAGAAGCACUGUGCAUAUCAAGACAAACUCUUUGACCUUCAGCAGUGGAUCAAACUAAUGACGGAGAUGAUUGAGCCCUACCAGGGUGCUGAAGGAGACCAGAACACUGAGGGUCAGGUGGCAGACCUUAAGAGAUGGCUAGCUGACUUACCAGAUAAGGAGAUCCAGCUGUGCCUUGUGAAAGCUUCUGGAAAACUGGUCAUGGAGAAUUCUUCCCCAGAGGAGACUGCCCAUGUCCAGGCCGAGCUGGAUCAGCUGGAGGAAUCAUGGAGACUGCUGAAGAAGAUGGAAACUCAUCUUCUCAAUAAGUGGCAGUUAAGUAAACCAGUGAUUGAUAAUAAGAAGAAAAUACAAUUUGUGGACAGCAGAUGGAUGUCUGGACCUGUGUUCCAUCAUUCAGAUGUAGAUCCCAACCAUAAGCAGGAGAGGAUCAAAGAAGGGCAACAUACAAGCAGCCACUUGAAGCUUCUACACGAAUUUGAAGAGUGGUUACAAGGAGAAAAAAAGAAACUGACCAAAAUUCUUGAUGUGGCUUCAUCUUCCACAGAGGAAAUUAAAACACGCAAGAGCAAACUGGAGGAGCUGCAGUCUCAUGUGCCUGAUGGUCAGCGUCUCUUUGAGGAUCUUCUUCAUAGUCAGCCUGUCACUGAAUAUUCUGAAGAUCUGGAGGACCUCCGUUACCAGUGGAUGCUCUACAAGUCUAUACUGAAAGAGUCCAUGAGUACACUGAGUCCUGGAACUUCUGAAGAACCAGACAGAUUCAGAAAGAAGAGACUAAGGAACAGCCCAAGUCUGCUUCUAAAGGAUUUAGGGGUCAAGUGCCUAAAAGAAUUUUGAAAAUGGGACUUCUGAUUCUUCAGAUACUUCUGAAAAAAUUGUGUUGGAUCAUUCAGCCCACCUUCUAAUGCAGAAAACCAGAAAGAGUCAAAAGAUUUGUCUAAUGUUAUUAGACUAAAUACUUAUAAGCAGCAGAACUCCUCCUGUGAAGGAUUUUCUUUUGAAAGUGAUGAUAUAAGAAACAGAUACAGUACAGGAGAUGAUAAAGAGAAGCUUAAAAAAAACAAAAUGCUGCCAGUUUCUUAUUAAACCCAAGCAGCUUUUCUGAUUCCAUUUUUAUAAUGUCAGUAAGUUUACUGUUGACCUGAGCAGUG
Messenger RNA from Neopsephotus bourkii (Bourke's parrot), 4280 nucleotides. It is a transcript of the gene SYNE3, whose product is annotated as spectrin repeat containing nuclear envelope family member 3. The record is from RefSeq and is a predicted model, not a curated record. Gene Ontology annotation, cellular component: nuclear outer membrane; meiotic nuclear membrane microtubule tethering complex; cytoplasm. Gene Ontology annotation, biological process: nuclear migration. The transcript has 18 exons. Gene Ontology annotation, molecular function: actin filament binding. Bases 1171 to 3966 code for a protein of 931 amino acids. NCBI's taxonomy places the organism in Eukaryota, Metazoa, Chordata, Aves, Psittaciformes, Psittacidae.